Messenger RNA from Fundulus heteroclitus (mummichog), 819 nucleotides. It is a transcript of the gene xgb, whose product is annotated as x globin. The transcript is spliced from 5 exons. Gene Ontology annotation, molecular function: heme binding; oxygen binding. NCBI's taxonomy places the organism in Eukaryota, Metazoa, Chordata, Actinopteri, Cyprinodontiformes, Fundulidae. Bases 172 to 768 code for a protein of 198 amino acids. The record is from RefSeq and is a predicted model, not a curated record.
UCCAAAAAGAGAGGAGAGAGUUCAUUACGCGCUCUCGGAGACCAGAUGCCUCACCUGCAGCAGGUCUGCUCCGGUGCUGAACAGUUGAACCUUUCCGUUUCGAUUUCCAUCCUCCGGGACUGGAAGUGAAUAAUAAAAAGACACAAUAGUCUCCGCUGUCUUAGAUGAAGAAUGGGCUGCGCGAUUUCUGGUCUGGCGACUAAAACGGAGUUUUCACAGAAGGACGGCGGGGAUGCUGCGGCCGCUGCGCGUCCCAGCGAGGAGCAGGUCCAGAUGAUCAAGGACUCCUGGAAAGUUAUUCGAGACGACAUUGCUAAAGUUGGGAUUAUUAUGUUCGUCAGGUUGUUUGAGACCCAUCCCGAGUGCAAGGACGUCUUCUUCCUGUUCCGAGACGUGCAGGACCUGGAGAGGCUGAGGACGAACCGGGAGCUCCGAGCGCAUGGCCUGCGGGUGAUGUCCUUUAUUGAGAAGAGCGUGGCCCGGCUGGAUCAGCCAGAGAGACUGGAAGCUCUGGCCAUGGAGCUGGGGAAAAGCCAUUAUCACUACAACGCCCCGCCCAAAUACUACAGCUAUGUGGGAGCAGAGUUUACCUGUGCCGUGCAGCCUAUCCUAAAGGAGAGAUGGACCACCGAGAUGGAGGAGGCUUGGAAGACGAUGUUCCAGUAUGUGACCAGCCUGAUGAAGCAGGGAUAUCAGGAAGAGAGCGCCCGCCAGCGCGACCUCGUAGCGUCCCCAAAGGACAGACUGGACAAGAACACAGCUCUAUGAGAUAAUCUGUCUCAACUACAGACUGAUUUUACAAACACGACAAAGAAAUGU